Messenger RNA from Thunnus maccoyii (southern bluefin tuna), 1778 nucleotides. It is a transcript of the gene sgta, whose product is annotated as small glutamine rich tetratricopeptide repeat co-chaperone alpha. Gene Ontology annotation, biological process: post-translational protein targeting to endoplasmic reticulum membrane. The transcript has 12 exons. Gene Ontology annotation, cellular component: membrane; TRC complex. Lineage: Eukaryota; Metazoa; Chordata; Actinopteri; Scombriformes; Scombridae. The record is from RefSeq and is a predicted model, not a curated record. Gene Ontology annotation, molecular function: protein binding; molecular adaptor activity. Bases 183 to 1205 code for a protein of 340 amino acids.
UCCACUGGACGUCAUAACUGUGCGACAAGCUAAUUAGCUAGCUGAGUGACGGCUAGAAACUACUCGAAGGAGAGCAGAGCUAACGCUAACAGUCCGUUACCGGGACAAUCCUCACUUGUAACACGGAGACAGCUGGGUCUCUCUCCAUCAGUGAGUACAGAGAGGUCUGAGCCUCCGCCACCAUGACAGACAACAAGCGUCUCGCCUUCUCCAUCAUCCAGUUCCUCCAUGAUCAGCUCCAGUCAGGGAAUCUGUCCUCAGGCGCCCAGGAGAGUCUGGAAGUCGCUGUUCAGUGUUUGGAAACAGCUUUUGAAGUUUCGACCGAUGACCAGAGCCUCGCCGUCCCCCUGACGUUACCGGAGAUCUUCAACUCAGCCACAGCCAAGUUUCCAGCUCAGUCGCAGGUCAACAAUAACUCCACCCCAAACUCCGUCAGCGAGGACGAGAGAGCCGAGGCCGAGAGACUCAAAACUGACGGUAACGAUCAAAUGAAAGUAGAGAACUUUGGAGCUGCUGUCGAGUUUUACUCCAAGGCCAUCGCCAUAAAUCCUCAGAACGCCGUCUACUACUGCAACAGGGCUGCAGCAUACAGUAAACUGGGAAACUAUGCUGGAGCAGUGCAGGACUGUGAACAGGCCAUCAGCAUCGACCCAAACUACAGCAAAGCUUACGGGAGGAUGGGUUUGGCUCUCGCCAGCCUCAACAAGCACACAGAAGCAGCCACUUUCUAUAAGAAAGCUCUGGAGCUCGACCCCGACAACGACACGUACAAAUCCAACCUGAAGAUUGCCGAGGAGAAGAUGGAAACCUCUAGUCCAACAGCAGGGAUGGGCGGAGUGGAUCUGGCCGGUUUGCUCAGUAACCCCGGCUUCAUGAACAUGGCGUCGUCUCUGAUGAACAACCCUCAGGUUCAGCAGAUGAUGUCGGGGAUGAUGUCGGGAGCGUAUGGGAUGGGAGGAGGAGGAGGAGGAGGAGGAGGCCUAGGUGGCGGGAUCCCCAGCGCCGCUGGAGCCGGUGGAGCUGCUGGAGCUCCUGGAGCCGCUGGUGCUGCUGGACCCGCCGGGGUCGGAGAUUUAUCGGGACUGAUCCAGGCAGGUCAGCAGUUUGCUCAGCAGAUGCAGCAGCAGAACCCAGAACUCAUCGAACAGCUGAGGAGUCAAAUCCGCAACCGGACGCCCAGCGCCGGCAACGAGGAGCAGCCAUGACACUCAGACCUGGUCAGGCAGGUUUGUGUGUGGAGGAGAGCAGCAACACCAACUGUCCUUUUUCUUUCUGAUUUUGGAUCGUUAUAACUCGAAGGACUAAAAGGAAGUUAUUUUUUUUCCAUCACUGAAUAAUUCCUGCACGAGAGAGGCCUCCCGCUUCAUUCAGGAGCCACGUCACCAAAAAAACAACACCCACUUCCUGCGGCUCUGUGUGGUUUUUAAGAGGAACAUUUGGACAUAACACUUUGCUAUCAAACCUAAAGUUAAUUAAUCAAUAAUGAUCUAACAGGAAACUGGACCCCAGAUGUGAAACAGCUGCAGCGAGGCGGGUCAGCGGGUUUAAUACAGAAGCUUGAAAUGUCUGUUUUUUCUUCUGAAAACUACACAGUGUAACUUUAAAUGCAAUUUUUUGUCCAAUACCUUGUUUAUGAUGGAUCUGAGUGUGUGUCUGUGUGUGAAUGAGUAUCAGGGUUAAUUUAGUGUAAAUGGCAGUAAUCCUGUGUGUGUGUGUGUGUGGCGUCCAAGAGGCAGAGACACAGUUUGGGGAAUUAAAAAGAGCAUCUCAACAUUUUA